Messenger RNA from Heterobasidion irregulare TC 32-1, 1419 nucleotides. RefSeq lists its product as uncharacterized. The coding region runs from base 1 to 1419 and encodes 472 amino acids. NCBI's taxonomy places the organism in Eukaryota, Fungi, Basidiomycota, Agaricomycetes, Russulales, Bondarzewiaceae. The record is from RefSeq and is a predicted model, not a curated record. The transcript is spliced from 7 exons.
AUGCCCGGGCCCAGCAAUUCGCAUAAGAAGAGAAAAUCCGGGGGCAAGAGGGAGAAGGAGAGACGGGGGAAGCCGCGAGCAUCGCUGGAUACUGCCCUCAUUGCCGCCGCCGCCGCCAAUGGAGAUAUAAACGACGAUACGACGGCGGUAGACAAUGGGUCCGAGGGAUCGAAUAGCCGGCUCGAUGACAGCAUCGAGGAGACCGCGUCGAUUGAUGGGUCAGAGGCCGGCCAAUUCGCUUCUACACCACUGUCAACGACGACCACCGCGUCCACCCCCGGCGCCCAAAGCACGGAAUCCCAACAUGAUGCAACCAUGACGCUCGCCGAUGACAGCUACUCACGACACCCACCCCGACGCGGCUCGGUUUCCCCGCCUAUAACGACUCUCCACACUCCACGCCUCGAAGCCAUCACUUCGCCCCCAUCCACCAUCCUCCACAAGCAUGCCGAGGCGCACGACCCUACGCUCGUUCUGCUGCAGCACCCAAUGAUCCACGACCCCGGCAACGGCCCCCGCGUACGCGACGUGCGCGCGUUCCUCGCAUCGUCCUUCGCGCACCCCCCAUACACCGCGGACCCUCUGUGCGCCGAAUUCGCGCAGCCCGAGGUCUUCCAGAUGCUCUGCACCGUGCUCCCAGAGGAAACCGCCCUCUUCUUGUGGUACAACAAGAGCCGCAAGACAGGGCGCAUCUGUCCAGCGUGCAGGCGUCUAUAUUGUCUGGGGGAUGCGCUGCCUGACCCUAUGCACGACCCAUACGAGCAAGCAGCCAAAAAAGAGCCCUCUCCGCGCCUGCUCGCCGAGCAACAACUCAGCGGCCUCUGCUCUCCCCUCUGCUUUAUCCUCGCGUCCUUCAACUACCCCGGAGCGAUCCGCUCCACCUGGGGUCGCGUAGCCCAGGAGCUGGACGACGCGACGUGGGCGCUCCUGGACGGCCCCGGCGGCGGCCAGCCGGACCUCGGGCUCAGCAUGCUCCUCAAGAUGACGCGCCUGCACGACUUGGGUCUCGCGCAGCUGUGCGUGCCGGACUCGGGGAUUGACGAGGAAAUCUACGAUCAGUCGUCUCCAGAGGACGAGAAGAUCGCUACUCAUAGACCCGUGACCGACACCCUGACUCCGAUAGCUGAGUUUGUUUACAGUACGCGCGACGCGCCUGACACCAAGCCGCCCUCGUCCGCCUCGUCCCUUCGUCCUAGAUUUCGCAUCUCGAGCACGCUCGCACCCGGACCGACAGCACUCUUCGAGCCGCGCACUGCGCCCCCAAUCUACCACGCCCAUCGCCCUGGACUGGACCCGCGCCUGGAGGAGCCUGUCUGGUCUAGACCGCCGCGCGCGACGCCGCUGACGCGAGGAGCGCAAUGGCCACGCAGCAUUGCAGCUCUAUUCAUACGGCAAGCGAGCGAGCACGCCCCCGCUUGA